AACAACACGUCUCAACCCAACCCCCACUUGUUUGCCACCUUUUACUUCCACUGACAACAGAGUAUAAACCAAUCACAUGUUUCAUUACAUUCCCAAAACAAAACACACACAACACAGUCGAAGAAAUUAAGAAACAUGGAAGCAAUGCUCAUUGUCAGAAACACAGUACUCUGCCACUUCACAAAGCCACUCCCAAACGUUCCUUCACUCUCCCUUCAAAAAUCCUCAAGACUCUUCUUAGCUUCAGCUUCCAACCCUUCACACGUAUGCUAUAGAAUUGCAACAAAGACUAGACGCGGCGUAGAUGGAGUAGUCGUCAGAGCCGCAGAAUCCAUCAGUGAAGGCAUAGAAGACGUCAAAAAAAUCGCACUUGAUGCAAAUGAGAAGACAAAGGAAGCCGCAGGUUCAGUAUUUGAUCAAGCAAAAGAAGGAACAAACAAGGCUGUAGAGGCAGCAAAGAGUGCCGGAGAGAAGGCAAAAGAUUAUGCUUUUGAUGCAAAUGACAAAGCGAAGGAAGCGGCGGGUUCGGUUGUGGAUAAAGCUACAGAAGGAACAAACCAGGCUGUAGAGGCGAUAGAGAGUGCUGGAGAGAAAGCAAGAGAUUAUGCUUAUGAUGCAAAGGACAAAGCCACUGAAGCAGUAGGUUCUUUGGUUGACAAGACGAAAGAAGGAAUUGAGAGCGCGACGGAGGCUCUGAAGAAUGAAGGGGAGAAGGCGAACGAGGCAGGAGAAGGAGCGUGAGAGGCGACCAAGGAUGAGACACAGAAGAUUAAGGAGGCCGUGGUUGGAAAGGAUGGAGCUUGAAGAUUAAGGAUGAUGACAGUGGUUGGAAAGAAUGAUUGUGAUGGUGCUGUAACUGAUGAGGUUGUCCUUGAAUUGAUGAGUAAGGGAUAUUGGGGGAGAGGGCCAGAGGGGUGACUGUUAUCUUCUAGUUGAGUUAGAAGAAAAGUUCAAAUUUAAUGGCAAAUGUAUUUCAUGAUUUAGAGCAGAUAUUAAUUUAAAAACAGAUGAAUUAAGGCUUUAAUUUGUGUAUCGAUACAUUUUUCUUAAUUUUAAAUAGGAAGAAAUGUUUGUUAAC
Lathyrus oleraceus (garden pea) is the source of this 1078-nucleotide messenger RNA. Its product is annotated as late embryogenesis abundant protein D-7. Lineage: Eukaryota; Viridiplantae; Streptophyta; Magnoliopsida; Fabales; Fabaceae. The record is from RefSeq and is a predicted model, not a curated record. The coding region runs from base 136 to 741 and encodes 201 amino acids. The transcript has a single exon.